AUGGCCCGCCUUAGACAUGAACGACGCUGUGAAACUAUAGGUAACCGUGCCUUCCACGAGAAUGAGACUGUGCCCUCUUAUAAUCCCACCACCGUUAGCCAACAUAUUGCCAAUAUUGCAAACUACGAUUGGUGGUCCACCAAUGCUAUAGAUCGUAUGUCUACGGGCGCCACGAAGAAGCCUCACUAUGGAGGUACUACGUACCACAAUAUUGUCGCCAUUAUUACCAGUCAACGUUAUACAAGGCGAAGACCCAAGAACCUCGAGUGCAGAGUCGUGGCACAGAGAUACUAUAUGUGCUCAGUUAUUUGA
Aspergillus niger is the source of this 312-nucleotide messenger RNA. RefSeq lists its product as hypothetical. Lineage: Eukaryota; Fungi; Ascomycota; Eurotiomycetes; Eurotiales; Aspergillaceae. The transcript has a single exon. Bases 1 to 312 code for a protein of 103 amino acids. The record is from RefSeq and is a predicted model, not a curated record.